Adineta ricciae is the source of this 1587-nucleotide messenger RNA. The record is from the annotation of a GenBank genome assembly. NCBI's taxonomy places the organism in Eukaryota, Metazoa, Rotifera, Eurotatoria, Adinetida, Adinetidae.
AUGGCUCAAAUUCCAUUAACAAGUGUGAAAUUAUUUGAUAAAUUAUUAGAUAAAACAACGAGUCCACUUCUACUUGACGUCGAUCGGAAAUCGAUCGUUGAACUUUGCGAUGUAAUCAAAACACAACAAGUUGAGUCGAAAUAUAUCAUUCAAGCCAUCAAGAGAAAACUUCACCAUGAAAAUCCACAUGUAGUUCUACACACUCUCGAAUGCUUGGAAUCGAUUACGAAAAGCUGUAGUGAUUCAAUCCAUAAAGAAUUGGCACAGAAAGAUUUCAUCGACAAUUUCAAAGAUUUCGCCAAUAAGAAAAGUCCAGAGCGGAUUCGUAAUAAAGUAUUGCAAUUGAUUCAAUGUUGGUCGUUUGAUCUUGGCUCGCAAUACCAACUUUUCACGGAUGCGUAUACUCAGAUGAAGGCGGAAAAUCAUGAUUUUCCAUUGUACAAAGAAAGCGAAGUUAUGUUUAAGACGGAGAACACCGCAUCCGAACGGUGUGGUCAUCGAGAAUGUUUCUGCUGUCAGCAAAUUUUCACAACAGUCGUACCCAAACAUCAUUGUCGCGCAUGCGGAAAUCUUUUUUGUUCGUCGAAACGCUGUACGGUUCCAAAGUUUCAUAAGGAUCGACAAGUGCGAGUUUGUGAAUCAUGUUAUGAAAAGCUCACAACUGAAAUACUGACAUCGGUUUUACCUUCAUCAGCAAAACCUUUACAAAAAAAGAGUCGAGUUGAAACCAGCGAAGAUCUUCAACCUUCUCUGACGAUUUUUCCGAGCGAACUGGAAGAGGAAAAAAAGCGGCAAAAGAACGAUGCAAGUGAAAAUGGUAUCAUAGUCAAUGAGCCAGAGAAUCUUUCACUAAAACAAUUCGACGAUGACGAUGAAAUCGACCAAUUUACAAGUCUUGCGAUCGAACAUAUUAACAAUUUCAAAUUGCGCAUGUUGAGCAAUCAACAACGCAAUCGGAAUAUUUCGACUGACACUGCUGUACAAUCAGCUUUUGUCGUUCUGCAACAUUUGCAUCCUGAAUUGUGCCGUUUCAUGAAAUUACUCGAUGAUAAACGAACUUGUUACGAAAAUUUGCAAGAUAAAUUAACUCAAUUGAAAGACGCUCGAGAAGCAUUGAACGCGUUACGAAACGAUCACUACGAAAAAAAACAACAAGAGGCAUUUGAACGCAACCGACAACGCCAAUUACAAUUAACCCAGGCGCUUGACUUCAUGAAGCGAAAGAAACAAGAAUAUCUUGAAUAUCAGCAGCAACUUUAUCUUCAACGUUUAGCUCAACAAGAAUUGGAAAUGCACAAUCGUCUUGAACAACAACGACAACUCGCACUAGCGCGUGAACAACACUCUCAUUCGUUUGUUUCAUACAAUUCUAUGCAGAUCCAUCCAUCAGAUGUACAAACGUCAUCAUUCGUUGUUAAUCGGUCUUACACAAAACAUUUCCAUACAAAUAAUCAUUAUAUUCAUCCCACUGGACAAAUACCAUUAACUAAUUCGACUACACCAUAUAUUCAUCAUUGUCAACAGUCACACAACGCUCCGAUAGGAGAUCCAAACAAUCAUGAUCCACACUUGAUUAUGUUUAAUUGA